This is a messenger RNA of Symbiodinium sp. CCMP2456, 1752 nucleotides long. Lineage: Eukaryota; Dinophyceae; Suessiales; Symbiodiniaceae. The record is from the annotation of a GenBank genome assembly.
AUGGCAUCUGCUGCACAACAGGCAGCAAUGGAGGUGCCGUUGCCCACGCCCUUGACGGACUGGGCCGAUGAGUCCGAUGACUAUGAUGAGCAGUUGCAAGAGGACGUUUUCCUGGGCAAGGUAGAUCUUACUUCUCAGCUGGAGAUCAAGAACACCUUCUACAACCUACCUGUCAUGUCCUCCAUGACCUCCGAAGACGACACCGACAAUCCCUGGCAGUCUGCGCCCACUGUGAUGUGUGUCACUGCAUGGCGCACCAAGUGGCCCAACAUGGAAGCUGCACACAAUCGGGGCGAGUGCAAGCCCUGCGCAUACUUUUUGUACAAGCCAGAUGGAUGCCGCAACAGUGACGACUGCCCAUACUGCCAUCUCUGCCGCAAAGGCGAGAUCAAGAGGAGAAAGCGGAAGAAGAUCAAGGAGCUCAAGGUGUGCGAUUACAUCCAACAGAACAGGUUGUAUGACUUCGCCAAUCAGCUGCUGUACGAUCAUUUUGCAUCAGAGGAUGACGGGAUCAAAUUCUUGGACCGCAAUACUCUCUGGCUGGACGUAGUCUUGAAGCUCUUCUUCUUCGCUUCUGUCUGGCAGGCCGCCAUGGAUGCGCUCAUUCUUGUACAAGAAGGCAGCAAUCGUGUGGCGAGGGAAGCUCUCAUGCUUGGUCCAGACAGAUACGAGGAGCUUUACUUCUACUUCACGACUUUGGGCAAGGAUGUUUUCUUCCCUGGACUCGUGCAGGGCGGCGCGAUGGACACGUCCCAGCUCGAGGCUCUCGUUUCCAAAGAUUUGACGAUGCGUGGCCUCUCCAUGCUGGCAUUGCUGAUUCGGAUGUUCAUCACCACAGGAGGAAUGUAUCUAAACUUGAAGUCAUUGCCGCCGCGCCAUCCGCAAGAGCCACUCAAUCAGAUGAGAUAUUAUAUGGCCUACUUCGAGCUGAUUGCGCUGGGAUGGUUUUGGAGUGUUCUCGUCUACAGGUUGAUGAUGUGGACACAGACUCCCAACCUUUCAUACAUGGGCCUGAUUCUUGCCAAUGCUGCCGAAGACAUUGCGAGCUGGUCGUCCAUGCAGCUCCUCCGCAAUAUCUCGUUGUCCCGACUCUCCCAGCGCGUUACGCGGGUGACGGAGGAAUGCAAGCUGUUCUUUAACCCGAAGAUGCAGUACGUGAUGGCCCCGUUCGAGGCUCUCGGAUACAUAGCUGCAGGCCUCUUUGGCAUCGUUGUGCUCGCCAUCAAAACGACCCAAAUCGAGUUCGUCUCGAAGACUCUUGCUAAUGACUACUCAUUGCAACAGUGGUUCAGACUGAUUAGCUUCGCCAUGUCGAUGGUGUCGAUAUUCAAUCUGGACGAAGAGAGUCGGUUUGCGGUGCAAAGAUUUCUGCUGCAUCCGUUCGAAAAUAUCUGCACAGGAAGUCAGAUGCCUUCUCCGGUGUUCCUGGCUUGGGAGCAGAAGCUGGCUGCUGAGAUCUCAGCCAAGAAGGGCUUCUGGGCAGGCUUCGUCUUCAUGGCCACCUUGAAGGCUGACGACUACCAGAAGCUGCUUCUUCCCCGAAUGGAUGAGGAAGCACCGCCGAAGCUUCUGCAUGACCUGCUGACUGCCAACUUGCUGAGCAAAGAGCGUGGACGGCAAGCAGUUGAUUUGGGCAUGAGGGAGGCGGACGUGGAAGAGCUACAGAAGUGGGCGGCUAGCGAAACGUCGCCUGCAAAGUACUUCGCCUCACGCCCGCCGGACCACAUUCCACUCAUGCCACUCAGCAUCUAG